CCUCGACAUGGGCGAGCACCCCAGCCCGGGUCCCGCAGUGGCCGCCUGCGCCGAGGCGGAGCGCAUCGAGGAGCUGGAGCCCGAGGCCGAGGAGCGGCCGCCGCCGGCGCCGGAGGACUUUGACCCUGGGAACACGGGCUACAUCAGCACAGGCAAGUUCCGGAGCCUCCUGGAGAGCCACAGCUCCAAGUUGGAUCCCCACAAAAGGGAGGUGCUUCUGGCUCUGGCCGACAGCCAUGCAGAUGGGCAGAUCUGCUACCAGGACUUUGUCAACCUGAUGAGCAACAAGCGAUCCAACAGCUUCCGCCAGGCCAUCCUGCAGGGGAACCGCAGGCUCUGCAGCAAGGCGCUGCUGGAGGAGAAGGGGCUAAACCUCUCCCAGCGGCUGAUCCGCCACGUGGCCUAUGAAACCCUGCCGCGGGAGAUUGACCGCAAGUGGUACUACGACAGUUACACCUGCUGCCCCCCGCCCUGGUUCAUGAUCACAGUCACACUACUAGAGGUUGCCUUUUUCCUCUACAAUGGGGUGUCACUGGAUCAAUUUGUGCUGCAGGUAACCCACCCACGGUACCUGAAGAAUUCAUUGGUGUACCACCCACAGCUCCGAGCCCAGGCAUGGCGCUACCUGACAUACAUCUUCAUGCAUGCAGGGAUAGAACACCUGGGACUCAACGUGGUGCUGCAGCUCCUGGUGGGGGUGCCCCUGGAGAUGGUGCAUGGAGCAACCCGCAUUGGGCUGGUGUACGUGGCCGGUGUUGUAGCAGGGUCCCUGGCAGUGUCCGUGGCUGACAUGACUGCGCCGGUCGUGGGCUCCUCUGGAGGGGUCUAUGCACUCGUCUCUGCCCAUCUGGCCAACAUUGUGAUGAACUGGUCAGGCAUGAAGUGCCAGUUCAAGCUGCUGCGGAUGGCUGUGGCCUUGAUCUGUAUGAGCAUGGAGUUUGGGCGGGCCGUGUGGCUCCGGUUCCACCCGUCGGCCUAUCCCCCGUGCCCUCACCCAAGCUUUGUGGCGCACUUGGGUGGAGUGGCUGUGGGCAUCACCCUGGGCGUGGUAGUCCUGAGGAACUACGAGCAGAGGCUGCAGGACCAAUCGCUGUGGUGGAUUUUUGUGGCCAUGUACACCAUCUUUGUGCUAUUCGCCAUCUUCUGGAACAUCUUUGCCUACACCCUGCUGGACUUAAAGCUGCCACCACCCCCCUAAGAAGCUGGAGGAUCCAAGGAGGGGAGGGAGGAGCAGCAUCAGAAAGGUGCAUCUGUGUUCUUUAUCACAUCACCAGCUCAGUGAGGCCGGAAGGAAAGGACAGGAGGUGCUGGGCAGCUGUGAUGUUU
This is a messenger RNA of Talpa occidentalis (Iberian mole), 1326 nucleotides long. RefSeq names its product rhomboid like 3 (gene RHBDL3). NCBI's taxonomy places the organism in Eukaryota, Metazoa, Chordata, Mammalia, Eulipotyphla, Talpidae. The transcript is spliced from 8 exons. Bases 8 to 1198 code for a protein of 396 amino acids. The record is from RefSeq and is a predicted model, not a curated record. Gene Ontology annotation, molecular function: serine-type endopeptidase activity; calcium ion binding. Gene Ontology annotation, cellular component: membrane.